Molecule: messenger RNA, 1082 nt
Organism: Phragmites australis (common reed)
Lineage: Eukaryota; Viridiplantae; Streptophyta; Magnoliopsida; Poales; Poaceae
Product: microtubule-associated protein TORTIFOLIA1-like
Exons: 2
Coding region: 205-723 (172 amino acids)
Biological process (GO): unidimensional cell growth; circumnutation; multicellular organism development
Cellular component (GO): cortical microtubule, transverse to long axis
Molecular function (GO): microtubule binding
Source: RefSeq, a predicted model, not a curated record
CCUCAUUCCCAAAUCAACCAGAAAUGAAGGCCCGAACCCAUCGAUCGAUCCAAAAGUGCCCCAAAUCUACCUCAAAUUCACCACUGAAUCCCCAAAAUUAGAACCCAAACCCUGCACCUACCCAUUCAAAUCUGAACUCGCCAUUUCCACUCCCACCACCCCAAACCCGCCGCAUUCUCCAGAUUCCCACCGAAAUCCACCGCCAUGGCUACCGCACUCUCCAAAUCCACCCCCAAAUCCCACCCUAGGUCGCCCACCACCGCGCAGCCACCACCGUCGAACUCGGGCCCCGCCGCUGCGUCGGCGGGCGGGGGCAUGGUGCCGACAUCAGGGGUCACCAGCGCGACGCCGUCGAAGAACAUGGCGAUGGUGGAGCUCAAGUCGCGUGUGCUUGCCACGCUCGCGAAGCUCUCCGACCGCAAGACACACCACAUCGCCGUCGAGGACCUAGACCGCAUCAUCCGCUCACUGCCGUCCCCGGGCGCUGUGCUCAUGCUGCUCAACUCACUGGCCUCUGACUCCCGGGGGCUCGCCUCCCCGGCUAGGUGCGAGUCAUUGCGCCUCCUCGCCACUUGGACCACGCCGCCUCACUGCCGUACUUCCUGGAGAAACUACAUUCAAGGGCCGGGUGUUUAUGACCCAUGCGACAGAGGCCAUUUACAAGCUGCUGCUUUCGGAUUAUGUCAAAGUGAGCAAAGUUUCCGUGGAGGAUAUGCUGUAUGAUGAGAGUGACAUUCUUCGUUCUAUGGACAAAAUUGAGGUAUCUCCAUACUGUUUAUCUGUUUCUUUUUCCCCAUCAGUAUAUUAGUUAAGUCCAUCUCAUUUCAUAUGAAUAUUCAUUGUGUUCUAUGGUGUUAUAUAGCGACCAGUUGAUAAACAAAUUGUUCACUUGCUUUGGAAGCCUAUUCAGAACAGGUAUAUUAGACCGAGAAAAAAUGUGUGCUUUUAAGAUGCUCAAGUUAUUGCCUAGAUGUCUGGUGCAUAUUUCAAAGUGAAAUUAUUUUUCACCUCUCUAUUCCCCCUUCUUUCUAGCACUUGUUUACCCUUAUUAAAAGCUUGUAUUAACAAACCUGUGAACGGCA